Magallana angulata is the source of this 3081-nucleotide messenger RNA. RefSeq names its product calpain-5-like. Gene Ontology annotation, biological process: proteolysis. The record is from RefSeq and is a predicted model, not a curated record. The coding region runs from base 337 to 2238 and encodes 633 amino acids. Gene Ontology annotation, molecular function: calcium-dependent cysteine-type endopeptidase activity. Gene Ontology annotation, cellular component: cytoplasm. The transcript has 12 exons. Lineage: Eukaryota; Metazoa; Mollusca; Bivalvia; Ostreida; Ostreidae.
AAUUGCUUCACGAAAACGUUUGCUUCUUAUCAAGGAUUUCUCCGCUAUGUGUACUUUUUGGCGAACUUCAUGUGACUGUAAAAUUAUCUGCCAUAUCCUUCAUAUUUUGAUUAUGUAAAAGAGAUAAUAUAUAAACCCUGAAUUAGCAUGCCAGGUAUGCAUUGGUGCAUCGCCCCUAAAAAUUCAUCAAAAAGGAACUGAAGAUAUAUCAAAGAAAUGAAUGGUAAAUGAAGUCAAUGAAAAACAUAUGAUGCAAAAAAAAAUUAAUAGGAAUGAAAUGAAUGGAAACCAGUAUUAUUUGAAUGCAUUGCAGAUUUUUUCUCAGUAGCCUAGAGAAUGGUGUCGGCCAAACCAUACACAGGUCAGAAAUACCAAAAGAUAAAGAAGGAAUGUAUCAGGAAGAAGACUCUGUUUAGGGACAGCGAGUUCCCUCCCGAGGGCCCCUCCCUGUUCUACAGCAAGGCGGCUCCUGCGGACAUACUCUGGAAAAGACCCGGGGAUAUCGUUUCCAAUCCGCGCUUUUUCACUGAAGGUCGUGGAGCAGACGAUUUCUCCCAAGGUUCCCUGGGAAAUUGUUGGUUCGUCGCGGCGUGUGCCUGUAUUGAAGAAAGGAAAAACUUUUUGCGAAAAAUUGUACCGGAUAUUGAGAAACAAGACUGGGCAAAGGGCCGGAAGUACGCCGGGAUAUUCCAUUUUAAGUUCUGGCAGUGCGGAGAAUGGGUCGAUGUCGUCAUAGAUGACUUUCUUCCCACCCGACAAGGAAGACUAAUCUUCAUGCACUCCAAAUCCAGAAACGAAUUCUGGUCGGCACUACUAGAGAAAGCGUAUGCAAAAUUAUUUGGGGGUUACGAGGCGCUGGUGGCAGGAAAAGCUAAGGACGCCAUGGUCGACAUGACAGGGGGCGUGGCAGAAGGGAUAGAAAUCAAGGACUACAAAAACGAGGAGGAGAGAAAGAAAUUGUUCAAGAUUCUACGUAAAUCAAAGGAAAACAUGUCGUUAAUAAGUACAUCUAUUGCAGCAGUAGGAAAAGAGAUGGAGGAGAAGCUAUCAUGUGGUCUGGUGAAGGGCCACGCCUACAGCGUGACGAACGUCCGGAAACUAAAACUUGGGACGGGCCUCAAGUCCAUAUUCAGCCGAGAGAAAAUCCACAUGAUCCGGUGUCGUAAUCCGUGGGGAGGAUCCGAUUGGAAAGGGGCGUGGAGUAACGGAUCACCAGAAUGGAAGAAAGUAAGCGAUAGCGAGAAAAAGGAGCUUGGUCUUACGUUUGCAGAUAAUGGAGAAUUUUGGAUGUCGUUUGAGGAUUUCUGUCGGUACUUUACGAGCAUCGACAUCUGUCACAUGAUUAACACUUCCUUCUUCUCGACGUCCAAGACAUGGAAGGAAGAUAUAGUGGAGGGAGAGUGGAAGAGGAACCAUUGUGGAGGAUGCGCCAACAACAAAACAUUUCUGGAAAAUCCUCAAUAUAUGUUUGAAAUAAGCGGCUUUGAAGAAGAAAUCCUAGUCUCUUUGGAGCAAUUUGACAGACGCACAGAAAAAGUCAAAGGAAAGUCCAACUACACUAUAGGUACCACCAUUGUCAAAGCAGAUGUAAACCGGAAGUACAGGAUGCACGAUAAACUAGAGAGGGUGCAUUCUGGGCCGUUUUCUAACGCUAGGAAUGUGUUUGCCCGUGUGAACGUGCGUCCCGGACGUUACGUCAUCAUUCCGUCCACGUUUGAACCAGGUUGUCAUGGGAAAUUCAUUCUCAGAACAUACAGCAGCAAGGGACUGAACCUUCGAGAACUGCGAUUGGACGAGCCUGCCCCGCCCACUUUGUGUGUGAUUCCCUCUACUCUCAAGAGGAAGAAAACUUGCGCAACGCAGGUCACAAUGGUAAGAGGCGAGGAAUUUCCAGGAAACGGAAGGAAAGGCGGGUAUCUUUACUGUAAAAUAAGAUGUGACGGCAGGGUGCUAUACACGAGACUAUGUAAGGACACACUAAAUCCAGAAUGGAACGACCGAACGACAUUCUACAGAAAGAGUCCGGAAAAGGACAUCAUAAUUGAGGUGUGGCACAGGGGAAGAGUGAUGGACACGUUUCUGGGUAAGUGCGUGAUUCCAAUGUCUGAGAGCGCCACCUACCGGGGAGGAAACGUCAACAGGAGGUUCGGACUCACCGCCAGGGGGAAGAGGAAAGAGAAAAUGGAGGGGUAUAUUUGGCUCAAAGUUUUACAUACGAAUGAUUUAAAAAGGGUUUGAUUAUGGUCAAACGUUAUAUUGAAACAAUUUCAUGUAUAACGAACUAUGCACCUUUAUACAUGUAUACUAUACACCUUACUUUUUUUUAAUAUCUGCAUACCUACAUGUAUUGUUAUGAAAUAUUUGUUCAGUCAUCAUUUUUUUUUGUUACAUUUUCAUUCUCUUUUCAUUGUGUUUUUCAACUUUGCAACCGACCCAUGAAUUCUUAUAAUAAACCCAAAGGUUUUCCUUUAACAUGGCUGAAUAGUCAACAAAUGAUAUAAAAGUAUUUUUGCAUAGCAAAUAUACUCUUCUUUUUUGUUUGUCUAGAUAGCUUUUAAAAUAGUACUUAAUUUUUGAAGAUCUAGAACACUUUGACGAUUAGAUUGUUUUCGUGUAAAGCCUAUACAAAUACACUUAUGAAUCCUGUUAUAAUACAUUUUGUUAUUUACAUGUAGCUGUCAUUUUGUAAUUUUUGAAUUUACUGCCACCCGGUAAAUUCAAAAUUUACAACAAAACAUAGCUUUUACAAGUCAUAACCCGUUUUUUGGUUUUAUUUGUUGGAUGUUUGUUGAAUUUUAUUUGUUGGAUUUUUAAGGAAUUUUUUUCGGGUUGUGGUAGACUGUUAGUUUUGGGUUUUUUUGUUAUAAGUGCGGUGUUCAUCCAAUGAAAGAUAAUUAUAUGUAUCACUGUUUCAUGUCACUUGACUCAAUCUGAUUUUAAAUAAUGUACAUGUUCUGAAUAUGUUUGUUUAUUUAUACGGAUAAUUAUUUUAUGUACAUGUAUGUUGUGUUCCCUAUGUAUUUGAGGAUGUGUGAACAAGAAAAAGAAGAAAAACAUUUCUAUUAAAAAUAUCAAAAUUUA